GGCAGCGGCUUCCUGCUCCCGCCCCCCCGGCCUGGUCCCGCCGCCGGAGCCGAGCGCAGCGGAGCGGCCUGACCGGUCCCGGUCCGGUCCGGUGCGGAGCGAGCGGCGGCGCAGCGGAGCCGCCUUUCCGGUUGAGGGAGGGGCGCGCAGAGGAACCCAGGUAUCCGGGCCCUGCAGCCCCCGGGGAGGGGGGAUUUGCUGCUUGUAACCACAUCUCGGCAUCGCCUGGAGGCAGGUGGGUCCCCCCCGAGCCGGCAGCUGGGAGCCCCCAAGGGCAGGAUGGAUCUGGACGAGCCGUACAACGGGGGCCCGGCACCGGGCGCCCACAGUGGGUCCAGCGUGGCAAUCAUUGGGGCUGAGGAUGAGGAUUUUGAGAACGACAUCGAGCCGACGCCGGAGGACCACAGCAGCGUGUUCCAGAGCAUGGUGGUGGUGAAGUCGCACCCGGCCUAUCUCAUGGCCUUUCUCCAGCACGUGGUUCUGCAGUUCGACUCCUGCCCCGUGCUCUGCUACCUGCACGUGGAGCUGAUCCGCAAGGCGAGCCCCAAGGAGGGCAAGAAACUCUUCCUGGAUUUCUACCACAUGUUCCUGGAUAAGGCGGGGCUCCUGCGUGUCCACAUCCCAGCCCAGGUGCAGUUUGAACUGGACCGGAGCCGCCCGGAGCUGCUCCCGGAUGAGACCCUGCGCCAGUUCCUGAACGACAUCCAGAACUGCCAGGAGCCCGAGAUCUCCCGGCAGCUGGAGGAUUUCAGGUCGAAGCGGCUGAUGGGGAUGACGCCGGGCGAGCAGGAGCUGGCGGAACUGGAGUCGUAUCACACGCGGGAUCGUGGGAUCCGGGAGGCCAAGGAGAAGCAAUUGGCCGAGCUGCUGCUGGCCCGGCUGGACGAGAUGCACCCCACAAUCUCCACCGACGAGGAAAAAAGCUCCGCGAUUUUCGCCGCCAUCGUGACCUACAUGAAGUACCUGGGGGUUAAAACCAAACUGUGCGAGAGCAAGAAAUCGAAAGGGAAUUUCUUCCGCAAGAAGAUGUCGGGGAGCCGGAAGCCGGAGGAGCCCCCCAAGCCGCGGAAGGGUUUCAGCCUGUUGGACGCCACGCGCUGGAACCGCGGGGAGUCGCACAAUUCUGAUUUCAGACAAAGCAAAGUCCCCGAGGGUGAAGCGGAGAAGGCCGUGGCCUCGGAGCGGAAGGGUCUCAAGUUGUUGGAGCGCAGCGAGAGUCGGGGCAAGGGGGCCGUGUCCGGGACCCCAGGGCUUGAGCCCCCCGGAGUUUCUGUGACCGUGAACCCCCCUCCGGGGGAGGGGACCGAUGGGGAGCUGGGGUCAGAGCCCCAGUGCCCCGUGGAGCAGGGGGAGGCCCCCCCCAGCGAGCAGCCCCCCGAGGACAGUGCUGAGAACGAGAGCCCGGAGCCCGGGGGGGCCGGGGGAGGGGAGCCCCCGCAGUCCUUUCUGCUUCCCCAGUCUGAGGAGACUGAGCCGCGCGUUUCGGAGCUGGAGCCGGAGCCGCCGACCUGGCGCCAGCGGGUCCCCCCCGACACCCUCCUCAGGCUGAAGAAAGGCGAAGUCAAGCGGCAAGAGGUCAUCAACGAGCUGUUCCUCACCGAACACGCCCACGUGCGGAUGCUGCGGGUGCUUCUGGAGGUUUUCUACCAGCCGCUGCUCAGCGAAGGUUUCUUCCAGGAGACCGAACUGGCCAACAUCUUCCCUGGCCUGGACGAACUGAUGGACGUGCACACCACGUUCCUCGAGAGCCUGAAGAAGCUUCGGGAGAAGAGCGACUGCAUCAUUGCCGAGAUCGGGGACACGCUGCUGGCCCGGUUUGACGGCACCGAGGGCGGCUGGUUCCAGAAGAUCUCGGCCCGGUUCUGCAGCCGUCAGUCCUUCGCGCUGGAGCAGCUCAAGGCCAAGCAGCGCAAGGAGACGCGCUUCAGCCAGUUCAUUCAGGAGGCAGAGAGCCAGCCGCGUUGCCGGCGGCUGCAGCUGAAGGACAUCAUCCCCAUCGAGAUGCAGCGUCUCACCAAGUACCCGCUGCUGCUGGAGAACAUCGCCAAGUACACGGAGGAGGAGGAGGAGCGGGCGAAGGUGCAGCGGGCGGCCGAGUGCUGCCGGCAGAUCCUCAACCACGUCAACCAGGAGGUGCGGCACAUGGAGAACUUCAUGAAGCUGAAGGACUAUCAGAAGCGCCUGGAUCUCUCCAGCCUGAAGCAGAGCACGGACCCACUGCUCAGCGAGUUCAAGAACACAGAUAUCAGCAAGCGGAACCUGGUGCACGAGGGCGGCCUGACCUGGCGCGUCAGUAAGGACAAGGCUGUGGACGUGCACGUGCUGCUCCUGGACGACAUCCUGGUGCUGCUGCAACGGCAAGAGGAGCGGCUGGUUCUUCGCUGCCACAGCCGCCCCCCCGGCCCCACGCCCGAGCCCCGGCAGGUCCUGAGCCCCAUCAUCAAACUCAGCUCCGCCAUGACUCGCGAGGUGGCCACAGACCGCAAUGCCUUUUACGUCAUCUUCAGCUGGGAGAACGGAGCCCAAAUCUACGAGCUGGUGGCCCAGACGGUGUCGGAGAGAAAGAACUGGUGCGCUCUGAUCAGCGAGACGGCCGGGUCUCUGAAGCUGCCGGGUUCCAAUCGCCAGAAACCGCGUCGUGCUGCCCCGAGUCUGUCGGCCCCGUACAGCCCCAGCUAUUACCGGGAGCCGCUGCUGAGCACCUCGGAGAACGGGAACUCGUCCAAGGAGAGGCUGCACUCGGACGAGCGGGAGAAGGACGGUGCGCUGGAGGGGAUGGAGUUUGAGGAGCGCAGCCUGGAGAAGCCGGAGAAGGACUCGGAGCGGAUCCUGGCGGAGUUGCUGGCUCUCCACAAACCCCAGGCGGUGGGGUGUGAGGGGGGGCUGGCAGCCGCCGCGCUGGAGAGAGUGUCUGCGCUGAAGAGGCUGCUGGUCGGGGGGUCCCCCCUGCCGGAGGACAGGGACCUCGGCUCCCCCGAGGACGGCUGGCGGCGGGCGCCGGAGAACAGGGGCGCCGGAGAUGAGGAUGAGGAACGGGACGCGGGUGAUGGCGCCGAGAGCGAGGGGGGGGCGCCAGGGGGGGCCCCGAACGGCCCCGGCUCUCCGGGUUUGGGGUCGCGGUGCCCGGACGGGGAGGGGCCCGGCUCCUCCAUUGUGCUGACGCCCCGGCAGGCGGGGGACGUGCGGGUCAGCUGCCAGCACCUGGAGGAGGCUGUUCUCAGGCUGAAGGACAUGGAAGACGACUAUUCCCAGCUGCAGCAGCUCCUGGCCAAGUACAGCUCCCCCCCCUCCCCCAGCUUCACAUGAGGGGAGCCCUGCUGCAGCCCCCUCGCCCCGGAGGAAGAGGCCGGGCGGUCUUUGCCCUCCCGCCGGGGGUCUCCUGGGGGGGCGCUGCUGGAGUGGGUUGGGUACCUCUGUUCUCUAGGACACGCUGUGGUGCUGUGUCCAGGAGCCGGGGGCGUGUACACGUAGAGAUGGGAUCCGGGGGCGGGGGGAAUCUCCCCCAGGCCUGGCCCCGAAUUGCCCCGCUCUGAAAUCCCCAGCGGGGGCACAGCCCGUGUGGCUCCCCCCGGGAUGAGACACCCCUCCCCCGCUAGCCGCCCUCAGGGGGGGUUACCCCCAAACUCCCUCCAGCAAACGCACGUCCCCCUCCACUCCCAAUCUGUCCCAUCCUCCGAGCCAGCCAGUCCCUGCCCUGGGGACGGACUGGGGCCAGUGCCCCCUCGAGGGGAACGGCCCAAUGUCCCAUUCCCCUCCCUUGGCUGAGCCUGGCCAGUGCUGUUUGCGGGAUCGGCCAGCAGGGGGCGCUGCAGCUGCAAGGUUUUCCCCACCCCUUGAGAUCAGUAUUUGGGGGAGGGGGGUUACAUUCCACUGCCCCCCAUCCCCUGCCAUGUGCCUUAGGGGCCGACCCCCGAGAGCCGCUUUUAUAUAGAGAGAGCUAUGUUUUACUUUUGCUGGGAUAUUUUUAUAUAUAUGAUUUAUAGGGGGGGACCCCAGAACCUGGAGUGUGGGGGGGGGGGGGCAGCGGUUGGUUUGUGCCGACAUGGCAGCUGGGCUGGCACAGAAUCAUUGGAACCAAAAAAAGGGGGGGCAGGUGGGAUGGGGGAUGGGCCCCCUAAUUCCCUUGUACCCUACGGGCGUCCCCCCCCAAGAUAGGGCUUUUUCCAGGGGCUUCCAUUGCUUUUAAAAAGCAGGUAGAAAUUCCCUAGAGAAUUUCUGGGGGGGGGGGUGUCCCCACAGAGACUCCUCCAUGCCCCCCCAGUUCUCUGUCUGCCCCCCCCCCGCGCUCAGUGAGAUUUUUACAAUUCUGCUUUUUAACUAGGUGUUUGUGUGGGGGGGCAACAUGGAGGGGGGAGAUCUGGGUUUAAAUGUCCCCCCCAAGGAGCCAAAGGCUGACACCCCCUCCCAAAGGGAGAGCUGUUUGUAGGUAUGAUGGAUGGUGGAUGUCUGAAAUCUGGGAUGGGAGAAGUGGGGGGCACUGUGCCCCCCCCAGCUGGCUCUUCUGAGUAUAACUUCGGGGGGGUGCUAAGGUACGGGAGGGUGUCACUGAACCAAAGAAACUGUAAAGAUAUCGAAUAAAAACCGCUCUUGCUUCAGGA
Molecule: messenger RNA, 4598 nt
Organism: Malaclemys terrapin pileata
Lineage: Eukaryota; Metazoa; Chordata; Testudines; Emydidae
Gene: ARHGEF1
Product: Rho guanine nucleotide exchange factor 1
Exons: 32
Coding region: 280-3306 (1008 amino acids)
Biological process (GO): intracellular signal transduction; G protein-coupled receptor signaling pathway
Cellular component (GO): cytoplasm
Molecular function (GO): guanyl-nucleotide exchange factor activity; G protein-coupled receptor binding
Source: RefSeq, a predicted model, not a curated record